Molecule: messenger RNA, 1047 nt
Organism: Adineta steineri
Lineage: Eukaryota; Metazoa; Rotifera; Eurotatoria; Adinetida; Adinetidae
Source: the annotation of a GenBank genome assembly
AUGGCCCAAAACACUGUUGCACCAGUAGAUUUUUCUGGUGGAAAAUAUCCAGUAACGGCUGCACAAGGAUGGUCAGCUCCUUUAGAUUCUGCUUCACAGUCACAUGUGAAUGUAUCAACAUCAAAUGAUGAUAAAAACUUGCCAAAUUAUAGUGAAGGUCCACCACCAUCUGCACCUGAUAUAAGUGACUUUCCACCCAAUUAUUUUGAUAUAUCGAUUGUACCUAACAAUGGUGUUUUGCAUUAUAAUGAAGUCCCAGCAUAUACUGAACCAUCUAAAGCAGAAGUUGAACGUAAAAGUGAAGGUGUUCUUUCAUUUGAUCCACUUAUUGAGAAAAAUCCUGAUCAAUUAUGGUUGUAUUUUAUGACUUAUCUUAAUGAAAAACCAGCUUUAGGUAUUGUUAUUCAUGGUUAUCAUACUGAGCAUUAUACAACAUAUGAAACACGUCGCUCAGCUGAUGGCCAUACACACACACAUCCUGUACAUCAUACUCGUAAUGUAACUGAUUUUAAUUUUACUAUUGAUGCAACGCAAUAUAUAUCACAACAAUGGUGGCGUGUAGCUGUUAUUCCAUCAAAAAAAGCAAUGAAAGCUGGUGAAUUUGUUUCAUUGAGAGAUGCUGUUGAACAAUAUACACGUUCAGAAAAAAAUAUCAAAGAAAUUACAUGCCAAAAACAAUUAGUUGGCUGGAAUUAUCAAGAAUUACAAGAUAAAAUAAAAGCAUUGAUUUAUUCAACUGGUUAUCGAAGUCAUAUUAAUGUUACUUUUUCUGUGAAUAACAAUAAAAUAGCGGCUCGUUCAUCAUCAAAAAUGAGUCGAUUUUCAAGUUCACUAGUUGUUCGUAUUUUAUGUGUGGUGUCAUGUUUAUUUCUUAUCUUUGGUCCAAUUUAUUUAUGUUUACGUUCAGCAGGCUCUACUCGAGAUCGAAUUGUAGCAGAUUAUUCUAUGGUAGCACCAGUUGAUACUUUUCUGCAUUUCAAUAGUGCAGUUAUUGCUAAUGCAGCUAUGGGUCGUUCAAGAGAAUUUUAUCCUUCUUAUCUUGCUUAA